This is a messenger RNA of Blastomyces gilchristii SLH14081, 3795 nucleotides long. RefSeq names its product RNA polymerase I subunit Rpa43. Gene Ontology annotation, biological process: DNA-templated transcription initiation. The record is from RefSeq and is a predicted model, not a curated record. Gene Ontology annotation, cellular component: RNA polymerase I complex. Lineage: Eukaryota; Fungi; Ascomycota; Eurotiomycetes; Onygenales; Ajellomycetaceae. The coding region runs from base 88 to 1659 and encodes 523 amino acids. The transcript has a single exon.
AAAAAUAUUAACCAUCUGCAACAUCAAACUUGUUUACGCACACAAGGCAUUGCAGCCACAACGACGGGUGGAAUAUCCGCAUGCGCCAUGUCACUGGACGCAAUGGACAUCGACCCCGCUCCCCUUUCACCAGAGAGAAAGCGCAAAAAUAAAGAAAAGGACAGGCACUCGGCCAAAAAGCGCAAGCAUCAAGUGACCACCACCACCGCACAGCCAGAUGUAGAGGAGUCUUCACCAAAAGCGAAGAAAAAGGAGAAGAAGGAGAAGAAGCAUAAGAAGCACAAGUAUCAUGAGGGUCUCGAGGCAUCUGCGCGAGCGCUGCCAGAUACGCCCAAUUCGCGAUCUAAGAAGCCCAAGAAGCCUGCACACCAAUCCCACCAAGCUGCCUUGAACGAUGACUGGGAGCAAGAAGAACAACCUUCCAAACCGCAAUCCCAAUCCCCAACAACCUCCAGAAAGCCUCUCUCGAAAGCCUCUGUUUCGCAAUUGGAAUCCACAUCAGCAGACUCCACAGAAUCGUCCCCCUUCCACCUCAUAACCGCAACCCUCUACGUCCCUCUCUCCCCAAUCUCCAUCUCCCCAACCCACGCCCUCUCCUCCCUACAAGCCGAGCACCUCUCUCCCCUCCUGCUCACCUACUACCCACCCCUCCGCGGCAUAGUGCUCGCCUACUCCAACGCCUCCAUAUCCUCGAGCGCUCCCUCACCAACCUCCCCGCCAACCCCCCCCCACAACCCAGACGAAGACCUAAACCCACAGCCCUUAACCCUCGCCGUGAGCGCGGGCGAAUACGGCGUCCUCUAUGUCUAUCUGACAGCUACGUUCCUAAUAUUCCGCCCAGAGCGCGGCCAGCUGCUCGAGGGAUGGAUAAACGUGCAAUCCGACGGCUUUCUGGGCGCCGUAGUGUACAAUCUCUUCUCCGUAGGCAUUGAGCGUCGCCGGCUGCCCGCUGACUGGCAGUGGGUGGCGCCGGGAGAAGAGUCAACUACUGCAGCUCUGGGAACCACUACGCCUAAAAGAUCCAGCGGUACUGACGACGACGAUGAUGACGACAAUGAGGAUAAGGAUUCAGAUUUCGACUCUGACAAGGAGAAUUUCCGCCCGCUUCCUGCGACUUCAUCUACAAUCCUCGACCUGAACGCCCAGAAUCAUAACCAUGAAGGCAUGGAGCCGCCAUUUGAAGCAUUCGAAGAUGCUGCCGCCGGCUAUUUCCGGACGCGCUCGGGAAGACGAGUGCGCGGAAUGGUCCGGUUUCGCGUCAGGGAUGUGGAUGUCAUUCCAGGCGCGGAGCAUGAUAAGGGCUUUCUGAGUAUUGAGGGGACGAUGCUGAGUGCCGUGGAGGAGGCGAAGUUGCUAGAAGAGGAGAGGAGAAGGGCUGCGUUGGCUCCAUUGUCAUCAUCAUCAUCAUCAUCGGCGGUAGCGAGAGCAAGAGCGGGAGCAGGGAGGAGUGGUGAUGAAGUACCUCCGCGGGCGAUGAUGUCGGGUGGGCUGGGGAUCCCGAGCGCUGCUGCUACUGCUGCUGCUGCUUCUGAUGAUGAUGCUGAUGAUGAUCUAAUGGAAGUGGAACCGGAGGCGGAGCUGCCCGUGCCCGUGCCGGGGAAACAGGGGAAGGACAAGGAGAAGAAGAAAAAGACUAAGGUGAAGAAGACGACCUCAUGAGAAGUAGGCACAAAGUUUGAGGGGUAGGCUGGAGACGGGAUUUUGAGAUUACGCCGGAUGUUUGGUUGGGUUUGGUAUAUACUACUCCAUACUUUGCCCUUUUUUCUUUGAUCUAUAGAAGCACAUGUGAAGAUAUCGAUUUUCCACACUUUCCAUUCGCGGUCUCAUUUGCUAUGUGGUCUCAUGUAUAUCCUGGGAGAGGUUUUCAUCUCAUGUUUUGUCCUUGGUAUUGUCGCUGUUUUUUUGCGCUAAUCUUCAUAGCUGUCUCUUUUUGCAUGCUAUGUCGGCAUGCUUUGAAAUAUAGGGGUGAUUAUUCUUUUUUGUCAAGGAUUAAAGAUCAUAGAGAGCAUUCCAUUUAUGAAGAUUUGGUUUUGGGAUUUUUUUUUUUUCUUUGUGGUCAGUUAUAUUUCACUUGAAUUAUCAUCGCCAACUCCCUUCAAACUGAAUCCGACCCAACGCCACGCCAUCCAUUAAUUCCUAAUCAUGGAAACCCCUCCCCCCCCAAAAAAAAGGGCACAUACACCUCAUGCCAAAUCCACCUUCAACACAUCCACCCCCUCAUCCACCUCCUUCUUGUUCACCAUCUUCCCCCUCUUCAUCAACUCAGCACACUUCAUAACAAUCGGAUCCAUCCCCAUACUCGAAACCGCCACCACCGUCUCACCCAGCACAUAGUAUGCCACGAAUUUCCCCGCCUCCGUAUCCCCCUUAAUAAUCAAAUCGUCAAACCCAUUCAUCGUAUUGCCGCAGUAGCGCAGUUGGCCACCCAGCGCCGACCAGAAGAUCGGAAUGAACGAUUUCGCCUUCAGCGGCACGGAACUGUUGCUCGAGAACGAGUGGGCGAUCGUGCGUCCGACGCUUCGCCCCGAGUUCUGUGCUACGUCCCAGUGCUCGAUGCGCACGUGCGUGUGGCCGCCUUGGCCUGCCCCAGGUCCAUCGUAGGGGUAUGUGGCGAUGUCGCCGACGGCGUAGACGUCGCUAUCGCCGUUCGUGCCCUUUAGACACUCGACAGCGAAGUACUCGUCCGUUUUGAGGGACCCGUCGCGCUCGAGGGUUACGCUGGGGUUAUCGCGGAGGAAUUCUGUGGCCGGGCUGACGCCGACGCCUAGGAUGACGAGAUCGGCGGGCAGAGCGGUGCCGUCUUUAAGGUAAACGGCGGCUACCUUUGAAGGAUCCGCGUCAGACGAGGUAGCUUUGUCGACGGAGGCGGACAUGUAGAACUUCACGCCGUUCUUUUCCAGAUUAGUUUGGAAGACGCGUCCUACUUUUGCGCCCAUGAUGCGCUCGAGCGGUACGGAUUCCAUGCCGACGAUUUUCACGUUGUUCUCCUUGGAGAGUGUGUUGCCUACUUCCAUGCCAAUGAAGGAGCUGCCGAUUAUCACGAUUUCUUUCUGCUUCCUGGGCCCUACGGCAGCUAGAAUGGCUUGCACAUCUUCCACAGUGCGGAGGACGAAUAUGUUCCCCAGUUCUUUGAAGCCGGGGAGUGGCAAGCGGCGCGGGGUCCCGCCUGUAGCUAGGAUUAGUUUUGUAUACGGAACUGAUUUGCCUGAUUUGGUCGCUACGGUCUUGUUUGUGAAAUCGACGGAGGUGACUUCGUCCGAGAGCACGGAGACGGAGACCGCGGCAUACCAUCCUUUCUCUCUGAGGAGGAGUUUCUCUGGGUCUGGGAUUAGGGCUUUGGAGAGCUUCGUUCUGUCGAGGGGGAGGUUGGGCUCCUUGGAAAUUAUUGUGAUUUGGCCGCUGAAGCCGUGCUCACGGAGCACUUCUACUGCUCCGAUGGUUCCGCUUCCGCUGGAUGGGUAGAGAUAUGCCAUUAGCAGGAGUUGGGUGUAGAGAAGGGAAAAUUCUCCAGACCUACCCUCCAAUAAUUACAACCUUCUGAUCAUGUUGAGAAACGCUACAAGAACUAAUGGGCAGCCUGCCAUUUUGUUUGAAGGUUGUCUCGUCAGCCUUGACGUAGACGCUUCCAUCUUUCUCGAACACUUCAUAUUUAUGUAGCGCAUUGAGGGCUGGCGCAUCUUCCACGUCUCCAGUUGUAAUAUUAAAACAAGCUAGCAAAAAACAAAAUAUGAUACUAGUUAGCGACAAUCAACUCUUUAUAUCUCCUCAAUUACAAUUAAAUUUACAUAAACGGAA